This is a messenger RNA of Schistosoma haematobium, 630 nucleotides long. RefSeq lists its product as uncharacterized. The coding region runs from base 1 to 630 and encodes 209 amino acids. Lineage: Eukaryota; Metazoa; Platyhelminthes; Trematoda; Strigeidida; Schistosomatidae. The transcript has 3 exons. The record is from RefSeq and is a predicted model, not a curated record.
AUGUAUGAAGUUAAUGUAGUGGCACGAUUUCAAAAUGCACGUUUGGAAGCUACUGUGAAGAUAUGGACUCUUGUAACACGAAUAUCUAAUGAAAAUCAUGUGGAUCCUGAACAGAUUGGUGGUUAUUUAAUCAGCUUAGAUUAUAAUGAAAUAGUAAAAAAUGGAAUUUCAUCGGCUUUCGCUUCUUCAUCAUCCUCAUCUACUUUAUCAUUGUCAUCGUUUGGAUCUGUAUUAUCAAAUAAUAACAAUAAUGAUUUAAUAUUAACUUCUGGAUCAGCAUUCCCAUCAAAUCCUGGAAUUGUACGUAGUCAUGAUUAUUUAUCAGUUGAUGCUCGUAUACCUAAUGUUUAUGAUGGUUCACCUAGCAAUAUAACAAUAAUUCGUUUUUGUUUAAUCAAUAAUUCCACAUUGAAAACAAUCGCCACAAAGACAAAAACAAAAUUACCAGAAGUAGAAAUGAUCAAUUCAUCAUCAUCAUUAUCUUCUCCUUAUUCUUCGAUCUCCUCUGGAUCCUUUUCAUUGAAUUCAAUAGAUUAUAAUAAAUUAUAUGCACCAGAUGAAUCAUAUUUAGUUGGGCAAAUUUAUGACCCAAUCAGUAAUGUAUACGGUUUACAGUUUACAUCAAAUUGA